AAGGCUGAAGUCAUCAAGGGAGUGAAUGGGUCCUGCACGCAAAGCAGAAACGCGCUGAAAGUGCGGAGAUUUACUUUGGUUCACACACGGUGAAGCAGCAGCAGGAGGAGGUGUCGGCAUUACAAGACCUGCAAAACUCUCUGCUGGGAGAUCCGUUUUAAUGAUUCCUCAUUCUGAUCGAGUUUUUCUCGUCUGUGUUUAUUUGUUUGCUUGUUUUACUUUGUUUGUUCGCGCCUGUGAGCGCUCCAGCUGAUGCUGAGCUGAACAAGCGCGCCUGACGCAGUAAACGUAGCCACACACUCUGGGACGCACGGCGCAUCUCUCUACCAGAUGAGAGGAGAGGGUUCCCUCAUUUGGAGUUCGGACGGAUGGAUUUAACUUUUCAGGCUUCUUCGGUGUUCCACUAAAGCCUUCUUAGCAUCUCUAUUCACCUUUUUUUUAAGACUCACAUACUAAUAUUUAAUUCUGUUUUUGCUUAUGUGCGCAACAAACGAAAUUGGAGUUUGUUUCUGUUAGUGCGUUUCUCUCUAUCUCUAUCUCUCUCUCUUUUUUUUUUUAAAGGAAAUGUUUCCCAUCUCGGAACGGAUAACGGACCUCUAACGAGGACUUGUUUUCUCGGCACAUAUGUGGACCCUAUCCAGGAUGUUACAGUCUAAACGGCCCAGGCAUCAUUGGGCCACGGUACGCUACAGCCACCACAUAACACCACACAGCUGGGCUGCGUCCUCCUGCGUUUAGGAGUUUUCAGAGCUUCAACCUCUUUAGGCGGAGGAAAAACAUUCACACAAAAGAUAAAGAAAAAGAACAAGAAGAAGAAGAAACGCCAACUUGUUUUGUUGAACAUUGACAUUGGCUUUAGGAGUCUCACCUCUGGGCUACUAUGCAAUUACAAUUGAUCUCCUUUGUUCUGAUCAUCUGGAACUGCAUGGAUUACUCUGGUUGUCAGCCGCACAGCAGCUCCAGGCACCGGCAGCACAAAGCGAUGGCCGGUGGCAGCUCGGGGUGCCAGCAGAGCGGCUGCCUGACCUGCUCGGACUACAAUGGCUGUCUGUCCUGCAAGCCUCGUCUCUUCAUGCAUUUGGAGAGGAUCGGGAUGAAGCAGAUCGGGGUGUGCAUGACUUCCUGUCCUCCUGGCUUUUACGGCACCCGGUCACCUGAGAGAAACACUUGUACUAAGUGCAGGUCGGAGUGUGACUCGUGCUUUAACAAGAACUUCUGCACGCGCUGCCGAGCGGGGUUCUACCUUCACCUGGGCAAGUGCCUGGACAGCUGCCCUGUAGGCAUGGUCCACAGCGACGCACAGAGGGAGUGUGUUCCCAGAUGCUCUGCGGAGUGUGAAUCGUGUGUGAACAGCGGCACGUGCACCCGGUGCCGGCCUGGCCUUUAUCAGCUGAAUGGAAGGUGCCACCAUAUCUGUCCAGAUGACUAUGAGCCCAAUGACAAACUAAUGGAGUGCACUCCACAAGUGCACUGCGAGGUGGGCGAGUGGAGUGAGUGGAGCCCCUGCUCUCGGUCGGGCAGAACCUGCGGCUUCAGACGGGGCCAGGAGACCCACACAAGGCAGGUCCUGCAGUAUCCAUCUCCGUUUGGCAAUCCCUGCCCAGAGAUCUCCGAGGUCAAAGAGUGUCUGGUCAAGAAAAAGAGAUGUCAAGGAGCACGGAGGAAGACCGACCGAAAAGAGAGGAGGAAUCGCAACAACCGCAAGGACAAGGAGAGCCAGGAGGGACGGAGGGAGAGGAAGCGGGAAAGGGAUGCGGGUGAACGGGAAGACUCUGAUAACAGGAACAAAACGGAGAACCGACACCGGAGAGGUCACGACUCACAGACAAUCUCUCCUGAAGAUGGCCUCGUGCAAUAAAGCUGGGGACAGACGAUGACCGACCCCCACCUCUGGUUGUCUCCCCUUCCUUCCUGCUCCAUGACAUCCCAACCCCUCCUUCCCCCUGCCCCACGCCUACUAUCUCUCCCCUUUUUGACCCCUCCUUACAGGGGUGUUGCUGCUACUUGUAUGGUUUCAACAGACCAUUUUUACAUCAGCGUUAUUCAUGGACUGUAAUAAGCCCUUUUGAUCUCAAAAACCGCUCAAAGUGUCUCACGUGAAAGCUUUACGUAGACGCUGCUGUGUGGAAACUGGGAACACUUUGUGACUGCAGAGGACCGUCAGACAAACUGACUGAGAUGGAGACAUAUGUGCUUGUUCAUACGGUUAUUUAAUGGAGCUUUGGUACAACGAUGUGUAUCUUUGGUUCCAAAUGUAGAUUGAUUUUACAGCAUCGCAGUGUUUUGCAAAAGUAUUUACAUCCAUUGAACGUGUUUUUUUUACUUUUUGCAUUUUGUUGCUUUACAACCAUAAACUUCGAUGUAUUUUAGAGAUUUGAUGUACUAGACCAACAUAAAGUGGUGCAAAUUGUGAAAUGAAAAGAAAAUCUAUAAUUUUAUCUUUUUUCUACAAAUAAAAAUUUGAAUAGUGUGACUUGCAUUCAACCCCCUUUAAUAUGUGUGACAUCGAUCACACAUAUUAAACAUCAGUCACAUAUUAGUGACUGAUGUGACACAUAAGUCUCCAAUUGUUGCUUUGUCAUAAGCAACAAUACAUUUCUUUGGACAACAAUAUCUUGUCCAAAGCAAUGUAUUGCUUUCAGAUGUCACUUGAUUUGUAAAUAAACUCAACAUUUUCAUAACUUAAUCUGAUUAUAACACAGGAAUAAGUUAUAAAUAAAGUUUGUUAGAGAACAUUAGUGAACAAAGAGCAUUAGGAAGACCAAGGGGCACAGCAAGAAGUAGUGUUAGGUUAUAAAACAAUAAAUCAAGCUUUAAAAAUCACAUGAUGCACUGUUUAGUUCACCAUCAUAAAAUUAGAAAAGUACAGCACCACUGUAAAUCUACCAAGAUAUGGGUGUCCAUGUUAACUGAUAGACCAGAAAAGGAGAACAAUAAUCUAAGACGCAGUCAAGAGGACCAAGGCAACUCUAAAAAUCUAUCCUUAAUGGAUGAGUGUCAAAAAGAAAACAAUUGCUGAAACAAAGAAAUGAGAACACAUCUGUGGUAAAAGGUGCUCUGGUUCGAUGUGAACAAAGUUAAACGUUUUUAGCAUAUUACCUUUUACUUCACAGCUAUUCACCACUUGUUGGGCUGUCCCUUAAAAUCCAAAUUGAAUAUCUGGACGUUUGUGCUUGUGACUUGGCAAAAUGAAAAAAAAUAAUAAAAAAAAGUUCAAAGUGCAUGAAUACUUCUGCAAGACACUGUGUGUAGAACAGUUUAUUAUUAUUGUUGUACUUGUUGUGUAGAUCUAUCUGGUGGAAAUUUUGUAAAGAACAAAAAUAUGAGUAUUAGCUCUUCCCAGCUUUAUACUGACACAUGUAGGGAAAGCUGAGUGCCGUGUCCAAAACUGAAAUAUGUACAUCUGGGAUGAAAGCAAAGUUUAUCCAAAGAAGUGCUAAAUCUUCCGGAGCACUAUUCUUUUUUUUUUCUCCCCUCCUUUUGUGUAAAUAGAUUCUGUGCUCCAAAGAAAGCUCAUCAACCAGAACAAAAAAAAACUGUAUGUAAAAUAAAGCUGUAAUGGUUUCUAUUUCUGUGUGCUGUUUGUCCAGCUCCAUAAACCCUGAUUAGUUCUUAGCUGAUUAGCAACAAUUCUAAUCACCUAAGAACUGCUGGGAUAGUCCAGAGUUAGCUUGUUGAGAAACAAACAUGCUUCUGCGUUAUCUAGUGGUGUCAUAAAGUGCUUGAUAGCCUACCACGUUUAAUAAUCAACUAGUGUAAAUUCCAAGAAAGAAAUUAUGAUUAGUCAUUGUACAUAUUAAAUGUUAAAUAUGUAAAUUGUUGAUUCAUAAAACUGUAGCUCCUAAAGCUGUCCAGCUUCUGAUUUGUGACCAUGGCUUCUGGUUGAGAAUUUGUUUCCACUAUGGUCAAUUAAGCAGGAGUGGAAUAAUGUAAACAUAUGUCAGAUCUUUUUUUUUUUUAGGUAUUGUUAGUAUUUGUCUUCAUGUGUUCAAUGCAGAUGUGAUUUAGAAUUAUUUAAGUGAAUUUCCAAAGAACUCUAGGUCAUAAACUUGCUGAUUUGGGAUCCCAGUUUUGGUUACCCUCAGCGCUAGAUUUAAAAGAAUAUGAGCCCUUGGCUAGAGCCAGUUGUUUUACCCCAUUUCUACCAGUCUAUGUAUGCAACAGAUUGAAAGGUACGCAUCGGUUUAGUGGUUUUCAUGCCUUUUAUAGCAGUAUACUUUCUCGUGAAUUCAUCUUUGUUUUUGUACUUUCUUAAAAUGUCUUCGUACCCUGGCAUGCUGCUGGGCAUAGCAGAGAUCCCAUAAAAGCAGGCUAUUAGAUGUUCUGACUUUGGGAUGUUUUCUCCUUUUCUUCUCUGUUAAUACUAUAAAAAAAAGACAACCAGAAUAAAACUUAAUUGUUAAUAGAAUUAUUUCUAGAACCCUUAAAAAUAGCAAAUGCAAAAUGUUAACAGUAACUACCCCAGGCCCGUGUGUGGCGACAAUGCGCAGUCACUGACACACUUUGGGUGUCAGAUUAGGUUUGUGACAUCAUUCUCAAAUAAUUUAAACUGUUUCAGAUUAUGUACAUAAAAAUCUCAGUGAUUUGGACUUUUUAACCCUGUGUUAUACUUCUUUAGCAACACAUUAGUUCUAUGAAUACAACAUGUAUUUUUUGAUCCCCAGGUUUCUGCCCUUGGAAAGCCCUUGCUAAAGUCCGGCCCUGCGCAAAGAAACCUGACCAGACAUCCUGAUCAGUGACCUUUUCACUCUUUUAAACCCUUAUUAUGCAAGAAAGGUAAAAGAAAGGAAGCAUUUUAAAGCUAGUCUGUUUAUUGGUGGAGUGAAUAUUUUGCUCUUCAGUAAUAACAACCGUUUUUUGCAUCAGUAGACAUAUGACAGCGUUCCCUCCUUGUUCACAGCAGAAAAGUCUAUGCAAAUACAUACUGCAUUUAAAUUUGCACAAAUAAAAACGAAUCACAGUACGGUAGAGAAUGGGCACGAAUUAUACACACAGAAGAAAGCUGUGGUUGGUAAAGAGGAAUAAAAGUCAAACAAAAAGAAAAGGACCCAACUGCCAACA
Molecule: messenger RNA, 5061 nt
Organism: Poecilia reticulata (guppy)
Lineage: Eukaryota; Metazoa; Chordata; Actinopteri; Cyprinodontiformes; Poeciliidae
Gene: rspo3
Product: R-spondin 3
Source: RefSeq, a predicted model, not a curated record